AUGCCGGAAUGGGCAGAAGUAAAGCGGGAAAACAAGCUCGUGAUCGAACCAGCCACGGCGGCAGCAGUCGAAGCAGCCUUGGAAGCCGAACAGGACGACACCGAGCAGCCCAGUUCGUCCGGUGAAUCGUCCCCCUCCAACAGCACUAAGGACUCUGGCAAACCACCGCGCAUGGAGGAGUUAAAGGAUGCCAGCAUCCAUCAUACCGCACUCAAACUGGCCGAAGAUAUUAAGGCAAUGAAAAUCUACGGCAGCUUGUACAAGAUGGUUCAGAAGCUUGCCUGUUCGCCGGAAGUGGACAAAGAUGAUAUGCGCCAUACGCUGGAGGCUGCGAUCAAAUCCAACGGGCUAGAAACUGAAAUUCGUAACGUCAUUUACCAUCUGAUUAGAAAUUCACUAAAGGCUGACUCAAAACCGACGCUGCCAUCCAGUGAUCCCCUGAACUAUUUGAAACGGGCGGGAAUUCAGUGGGAACGUCGUGUUCGUAAGUCAUUAAAUUCAAUGUGUUCCGAAUCGAAGGCGCAACUGCAGGGUCAAAUGCGAAUUGUUACUGACCGGGAGGAGAUUCUAGCCAAAUGGGACGAACUGAGCAACUAUCAAAUUGAUCUGACCAACUAUCGCCCAGUGUAUGCACCGAAGGAUCUACUAGACGUGCUUCUCUCCUUGAAAGGCCCCGUCAAGCAGGACGAAACAGAGUACAGACGAUACUUUCGCUUCUCGUCACAGCAAAUCGCCAACAAGCUUAAACUAAUUCAAUCGUUUUUCAGCUUCCUUCCAAAGUGGGAGUUUUCGCACAUUUCACUCCCGGUUAAAAAUCUUUUUGAGCUACGAGUCCAUUUUUCGGAAUUGCUGCGUAACGACAACAGCGGCAGUACCGGCGAUUGGUCAGUCACAUGUCAGAAAAUCCUAAAAACACGCCACGCACCACUCUGCCAGCAGGCAUUGAAGAAAGGAAUCACGCCGCCUCCAUUGCGAGGUCCGCUGUGGGCCUACGUUCUUGGAAGUCAAGUGGAAGCACAUAAUGUCGAACACUGGGAAAAUUUGAAACAACAGGUACUUACUACCGAGUCAAUUGUUGAUAAACUUGUAUUUAAAGAUGUUCAAUUAACGGCUACUAAUGAUGACCGUUAUUUUGUGUUCGAGGAUAUUCUGUAUCAGAUUAUGCUGUGUUUUAGUCGCGAUGCAGAAAUCAGCCAAAUGAUUCAAACGGAGUUCACCAGCUCAGCCAAACUGAAGCAAUACGAAGGGCCUGCGUGCGGUUUUGUUCCAUUUCACGGGAUAUGUAUGUUGGCAGCGCCAUUUUGCUACCUCUACGACAAUCCUGUGUCGUUGUACUUUACCUUUCGCGUUUUCUACGUACGUUACUGCUAUCGGUUAACAACCAUCAACACCCAUCCGCAGGGUAUUGUCAGUCUAUGUUUGUUGUUCGAGAAACUUUUGCAAACUCACGAGCCGCAACUUUGGUCACACUUUCGUGAGCUACAGAUUCAACCAAUACGCGUGGUUUUUAAAUGGCUUAUGCGUGCUUUUAGUGGCCACCUACCACCAGAGCAAUUGCUUAUUCUUUGGGAUCUCAUUCUUGGCUAUGAUAGCUUGGAGAUUCUUUCGCUGCUUGCUCUCAUAAUAAUGAGCUUCCGCCGAGAAAGCCUAAUGCAAGUUGUGACUUUGGAGAAUAUCGAAGCUAUUCUGUCGGACUUGUCUUCCGUUAAGGUGCUACCGUUAAUCCAACUGACGUUGUCGCGAGACUGA
Sabethes cyaneus is the source of this 1749-nucleotide messenger RNA. RefSeq names its product TBC1 domain family member 19. The coding region runs from base 1 to 1749 and encodes 582 amino acids. The record is from RefSeq and is a predicted model, not a curated record. NCBI's taxonomy places the organism in Eukaryota, Metazoa, Arthropoda, Insecta, Diptera, Culicidae. The transcript has 6 exons.